Pteropus alecto (black flying fox) is the source of this 3726-nucleotide messenger RNA. RefSeq lists its product as uncharacterized. The coding region runs from base 2099 to 3088 and encodes 329 amino acids. The transcript has 3 exons. The record is from RefSeq and is a predicted model, not a curated record. NCBI's taxonomy places the organism in Eukaryota, Metazoa, Chordata, Mammalia, Chiroptera, Pteropodidae.
CGGACACGCAGCGGAGACGGCGUCCUGCUGGAGGACGACGCCCGAGUGUCCACGCCUGGCACGGGAGACACGUGAGAGGCAGCGGUGGCGAGUGGGCGGGCGGCCGCCGCUGCGCCUGACGGAAGGAAUGAGCUAGAAUGCGGGGUGGGGGCCCCAAAACCGGAGCAGCCCGGUCACUGGACGGAUCCCCGUCCUGCGCUCCCCACUCCCGUCCUUCCAGCCCGUGAAGCGGAACCCCAUCCCGUCCGCCCUGCCGGGCCCCCCGAAGCCACCGGGAGCCCCCCCAGGUCAGCAGCAGGCGCCUCUGCUUCUCAGGAAGGACCCGUCCCUUCCCCACCUGGGGACCCGGUCACGGCUGUCACAGUCAGCGGAGACGCAGUGCUUGUCACUCUCUAAGGAAGUGACCAGGAACGGGGGAGAAAGCCGCCUUGGCCACGGGGAGAAGUGUCUCCUGAUCUCCAGACGGGCGCCCUCAGGGGACAGCGUGCGCCUCCUGUCACGCGGUCCGGGGCGUCUGUCCUGCGUUGGUCCCCGGUUCCUGGUCAGACGCCGCCACCUGCUGGACGGGGCGGCCAGAGUCUCCGCCUCUUGUUUUGUCUGCUUUGCUCUGAAUUCUAAGAAACCAGCUGCAGAAAACCGCAGACGGGUUUGUUUUGAGGAGGGUUCAGUUGGAUCCAUGCAGCUCAGUCACUGUCCGGUGCUGGCGGAAGGUUCCAGAAGCACCGGAGUGUCCCGUGGGCUGUCAUGGCGAUGAAGCCUUUGCCACACCCUAGGCCAUGAGCAAAGCAGUAAAAUGACGGCCCCGACCCUCCCUGGACAGUCCCUCUCGGGGGCUGAGACAGCACAGGGGGCGUCCCCAGGUGACCCCCCUGUCACCCAGGGACGUGAGAGGUCAUGAAGGGCGGGGCUGGGGGGGUUGUCCCCCCUGGACCCCAGCCCCUGCUCUGGGACGGGGGCCCGGAUGGGAUCUCACCCCGCAAGCCCUGGCCCCUGCCGUCUGAAGCCCUGGUGGACACGCGGUGCGUCCAGCCCACCCGCCCUCUCUGCCCAGUGGCCGCUCCUCUGCAAGCUCGGGGACUGCACCGUGCUGACCCGUCCCGCACACGGCCCCGUGGCCAAGACGCCCGAGGUCUGGAAAGGAUAGUGAGGGACAAGGACGAGGAGGUCCCACGGCCGGGGGACACCACGCGAUGGCAGGCGUGCCGGCGGUGACACCGUCUGUGACGGCGGUCUGCACGUGGCGGGGACUCGCAUGUCCCGGUGGCUUUGUGAUGAGCGUGAAAACGGGGUGGCCGCUGGGAGGGGUGCGGGGGGCAGGGGCCGUCUUUCCCCCGCUGGGAGGGGUGCGGGGGGCCCCCGCGGGGCAGGGCUGUCUCUCCCCGGCUAGCGGGCAGGCAGGCUCGGCCGCGGCAGGAGCGGGUGCUCGGCUUUGGCGGCAGCGGCGCGGCCAUUACUCCUGGGUCCUCUGCGAGCUGGCCCUCCGGCUGUCUGCCCCAUGGGGCCGCGGGGGACACGGGCGCAGAGGGCUGACGCAUGCCUACAGGGCGCCUGCACGCGUGUCAGCUGGCUGAGGGCUCCCUGUGCCCCCACGUGGCCCAGGAACCGGCUGGCCCGCUGCCCGGCACCCCGCAAAGCCCGUCCGUCUGGCUCAUGUGGCCCGUCCACGCGGGGGGACACACGCGGGGGGACACGCCUGAUUCGUAGCUUCCCAGCCCUGGCACUGUCCUCCAGCUGGCUCGGCACUUUCUGGAGAAGACACGCUCAGUGUGCCGGCUCUGUCACCCUCCCUCCCUCUCUCUUUGUCCCCUCCGCCCCCAAAAGCCGCUUCUGAGCCACGGGCCUCGCAGAGGGGACCAGUGCGGCCGUCAGCCACCGGCGUGCGGCUGGAGUGCAGUGGACACAGCUUCUGCAGGCCUGGCCGGCUCCGUCCGCGUGUGGGAGGCCACCAUGAUGUCACCAUGUGGGUCAGGGCUGAGGGAGGACGGGCCACCGUGGGGGCUGCGCAGUCAGGUGACACAGUGUCUGCACCUGGGGCCCAGUGCAGUGAGGGGCGCAGCAACCUCGGAGCCCCCAGAUCUGUCUGGGGUCCACGGAGAGGAUGCAAGCUGGACACGGGGCAGGAGCUGGAGUGGGUGUGGCCAGGGUACCCUUGGCGUCCUGCCAGGGCUGGGCCGGGGUCCCUCUGUCUCCCCAGCGACAGAGGGACCAUGGGGUGGACUAUGGUGGGGAUCAGAGACCCCAUCACCAGAGGCCAGAGCCAGACCCAAGCAGAGGCUCCGCUCCGGACGGCCAGGGGAGCGGAACCUGGAGCCACAGCCAUCAGACGGGAAGAUGCCGAGGACGUGACCGCGCCGCGCAGUCACAGUUGAGACGCCAUUUCUCCAGCCCAAGCAUCACCGCCAGGACCCGCCGGGGCCACUGGGACGUGACGAGCACCGCGCCCCCUCCUCUGCGUCCGAGGCCGAGGGCCACGGCCAGUGCUCGGGCCUGCUGGGCCCGCUGUCACCUCAGGGCCGCUCCACUUAUGGUUAGGUGUUGUCCUGUCCUCCGAGACCUCAAGUCGAACACGGGACAAUGUCCAACCAUAAUCGUGACAACCAGUUUUCCACAAAUAAGGAAAGAGAAUCUUCGAACCCGACCGUCACCAACUGCCUCACGGGUUCACGCGAUGCUCCUGCGCCCGGUCGUGCUGUCCCCGGAGAGCCAGGCGUCCACCCCCCGUCACGGCGAGCGGCUGUGGGGCGUGAGGGCGCCUGAGACGGGCAGCUGCCUGGACGUGGCCCGGGGCGGGAGGCUCUGGUGGGACGCACAGUGGGCGCAGCGUCCCCGGCAGAAACCCCGGCACACGUGCGGCCCCAGGUCGGACGUGCCGGUGACGACAUGCGAGCGACAUGCAGCUGAAGGAGAGGGUGGCCCGUGGGGCUGGGAGGCGUCCGUGCUGGUAAAAGGGUACCUGGCUGGAGUGAGGCACAGUGUCCCGCACACACGCCGAGGACUUGGCUGCGUGCGACGGGGUGAGGGUGGCAGCGAGCAGGACGGACCCCAGCUACGAGUCAGCGGGUGCUUCCCACAGCCCACAGGCCGGUGAGCGUGGGGCUGGCCAGCCUCAGCGGGCCGGUCACAGGGGCCGGUCACAGGGGCCGGUCACAGGGGCUGGCCGCAAUAGACUGGUCACAGUAGACCCGUCACAGCAGGCUGGCAUGUGCCUGGCAAUAGACAAGCCCAGGAUCUCCGUGCUUAACUCAGCCAAACUCACGCGUCACCCAGAAAGUGCGCUGUGGGUCUGGGCGGCCACUUCCGGGCCGGGCCUCUGGGGUCCAAGCAGCUUCCACGUGUGGCUCUGUCACCCAGCACGUCACUCCCGUGGUUCCACGGGCCGGAGGCGACGCCUGGUCGCUCUGCCCGCGGCCGGCCCUGCCGGUUCGGCGAGGUGGCGGGCUCUGCCCGUCUGCCCCAGGCCUGGGGUCGUCAGGGUCCCCAACGCCGACGCCGACGGGGCCAGGCGGGGUGUCGAGCACGCCCCUCGCCCUCUCUUCUCAUCGUUGUAAUUUACGGUUUCGGUCUCAGGACGGAUCCGGCUUUCCGCGUAGUUGGCAGUUUAGUCACGGGGCCGGCGUGUGGCCUUCACUUAGCGCUCGCUUGGAAGAAAAGAACUACUUUAUUUAUUUUACUUUUUCUAUGUGUUUAUUUUUAUUUUUUGUCACCCUGUUAAACCUCUGGCCUUCA